Messenger RNA from Temnothorax curvispinosus, 400 nucleotides. It is a transcript of the gene Sem1, whose product is annotated as 26S proteasome complex subunit SEM1. Bases 108 to 341 code for a protein of 77 amino acids. NCBI's taxonomy places the organism in Eukaryota, Metazoa, Arthropoda, Insecta, Hymenoptera, Formicidae. Gene Ontology annotation, biological process: proteasome assembly; mRNA export from nucleus; double-strand break repair via homologous recombination. The transcript is spliced from 3 exons. The record is from RefSeq and is a predicted model, not a curated record. Gene Ontology annotation, cellular component: proteasome complex; proteasome regulatory particle, lid subcomplex.
CUGAAUGAACUUCAGAGUUUCAGAGCGGUUCGAUCUUGCAUGUGACCUGUAACCUGCUAUAACCUCAAAGUUUUCCGAAAGUCGCUCGUUGUAAGAAGCUUGCAGAUAUGACCGACAGCAAAAACGACAAAGCGAAAGUCGAUCUCGGACUUCUCGAGGAAGACGACGAGUUCGAGGAGUUUCCCGCGGAAGAUUGGACCGCGAAAGACGAGGAUGGCGACGAUAUCAGCGUUUGGGAGGACAACUGGGACGACGACGACGUCGAGGACGACUUCAAUCAACAGUUGAGAGCACAGCUAGAAAAACAGAAGGCUGCGAGUGAAACAAUCAAGAAAAACUAAGAUCGUGAUGUACGUUUAAUCUUAUUAUUUUAUAUAAAUAAAUGUAAUUAAAUAUCUAA